AUGGCCCAGAAGAGGAAAUUUAAUGAUAAUAAAAAGACUAAUAAGGAUGAUACGUCUAAGAUAAAGUCCAAUCCAAAGUCGAAAUCAUCUCAACCAGUUUUAAAAAAGCCAAAGAAGUCGAUCAAGAUAUUAUCAAAGACGAUUAAUUAUUCUAUUUGUAUUCCAACCAGUAUCUUAGAUAAUUGCCACAAUUUAGAACAAAUCACUUCAACUUUGUAUCAAAUUGCUAAAACGGCUACUAUUUACAACGUAGGUGAAAUUGUAAUUUUACAAAUAUCGAAGAAAAGUGAUAAUAAUAAUAAUGAUUCCGGAACUUCUAAAAAUCAAAAAAAAUUAUCAGAUUCUGUUUUGAUUGCAUCGUUAUUACAAUAUUUUGUUACACCUCCAUAUUUAGUUAACACAGUUUUUAAAAAAGAUUAUCACAAAUAUUUCAAAUACGCAUCAAAAUUGCCUAGAUUAUCAGCAUUACCAUUUAUGAGAUAUUUGGAUGAGGACAAUGGUCGUUACAGAGAAGGUUUGACUAUUAGAAUGUCUAAACCAUCUAGUAACAACAAUUCUAAUAAGGGUAAAGAAUUCAAACAGACUAAAUAUGUCAACGUAGGAAAGCCAGAAGCAUUGGAAUUAAAAACUCAGUUAGUUCCUGUAAACGUCAGAGUUACUGUUGAUACUAUUGAGAAAAAAGUAGUGUCACCACAGGAGGCAUACGGUGAUUUUUAUGGAGCCCAAUUUUCUUACGGUUAUCAUGUAAGAAUAGCUCAAUCAUUUGGCAAUGUUUUCACAGAAUGUUCAUUUAAAAAUGGCUAUUCACAAGCAGUUUGGAUUAAUAGUGGUGAUUAUUAUUAUAAUGAAAAUUUAAAGAAAUAUAAUAAGAUAGAAAAUAAUUUAGGAAGAAUCGAAAAAAUAAUCAGAUCUGAACCUGGAAAUACAGACAAUAUGUCAAAUUUACUUCUAGUAUUUGGUAAAUGGGAUCAUGUAAAGAAAAGUUUCAAUGAUUCCAAAGACCAAUUCGAAGGUUGUGAAGGUGCUCAUCAAUUUUUUGAUGGUCAAUUAGAACUCCCGGGAACUGUUCCUCAUGGACGCAUUCAAAUUCAGGACUCAUGUAUGAUAUCGUUAACUUUAUUAUCUACUAUGUAA
Molecule: messenger RNA, 1134 nt
Organism: Vanderwaltozyma polyspora DSM 70294
Lineage: Eukaryota; Fungi; Ascomycota; Saccharomycetes; Saccharomycetales; Saccharomycetaceae
Product: RNA methyltransferase
Exons: 1
Coding region: 1-1134 (377 amino acids)
Source: RefSeq, a predicted model, not a curated record